This is a messenger RNA of Aphidius gifuensis, 723 nucleotides long. RefSeq lists its product as uncharacterized. Bases 1 to 723 code for a protein of 240 amino acids. The record is from RefSeq and is a predicted model, not a curated record. NCBI's taxonomy places the organism in Eukaryota, Metazoa, Arthropoda, Insecta, Hymenoptera, Braconidae. The transcript has 5 exons.
AUGUAUUCUCUUGCUUUUUUUCAAGAAACUCAAAAUAUUGAUACCGUUUUAUCAAAAAAUGUGCGACAAAAAAAAAAAAAUAGUGAAGUUAAAUGGGGAGGUAAAUGGGUUAGUGCAAGGAUAUUAUUAAAAAAUGACAACAAGAUGUUCCUUGAUGCAAUAGAAGUUGAUAUAAAUGGCAUUAUUAUCAAAUUGCCAGAUAUUAAUAUCAACCCAGAUAAAGAAACUAAAUAUUUAAAAAAAAAAGUAAUUCAUCACAAUAUCGAUGAAGAAAUAGCAGAUUUACCAAAUAUUACUGAAGAAGCAACGCAAGGCUUGAAAGAAGAUAUACUUGUAAGCAUUGAUGAAAAUAAUAAAAGCUUUAAAAAACGUCAACUUCCGUCACCAAUAGCAACUACUAAUAAACGACACCAACAGAAUUUUCACAAUAUUUCUACGGAUGAUGAUGAUUAUUUAUCUAACACAUAUGAAAGCGUUUUACAGACAAACAAGAACAUAAAAACAUAUGAAGUAAAUUCAGAAGACAAUUAUUCAUCAGACGAACAUGAACAGAGACAGAAAAAGCCUGAAAAAAAUAAAAAAUAUGUAAAAAAAAAUAUUAAAUCUAUUCAGACCAUCAUCGAUACUUCAACUGAUGAUGACUCAGAUCAACACGAAAACAUUUGGGAUUAUAAAAUAUUUGAAGGCUCUGAGUACAAGUCUUGGCUUACAAUACCAAUCUAA